This is a messenger RNA of Pelobates fuscus (common spadefoot toad), 936 nucleotides long. Its product is annotated as phospholipase A2 inhibitor gamma subunit A1-like. Bases 14 to 646 code for a protein of 210 amino acids. The record is from RefSeq and is a predicted model, not a curated record. The transcript is spliced from 5 exons. NCBI's taxonomy places the organism in Eukaryota, Metazoa, Chordata, Amphibia, Anura, Pelobatidae.
ACAGUCAGACAUCAUGGCAUCCGUUAUCAUACUGCUCUGUAUGUUAUCAUCUCUGCUAUCCACAGUUUAUAGUGUCAAAUGCGUUGAUUGCUCUUACCGAAAUGGAGUUACUUGUGAAAACGAAGACAACAUAGUGGAUUGUAGCGAUGCAGGUUGUGUGACCAUAUCUGAAAGCUGUCUUAUCAACAACUACAUGGUACCGUCAAUAAAAAAAGGAUGUGCUGACGGAAUAACUGAAAGUCAAGUGUUAGCUGUCAAUGACAAAGAUCAAUUAAAAACAACUGUAAACAUUGAAUUUUGUAAUGAAGAACUAUGUAACAAAGGAACACCAUUUGCUUAUGUGGACAACUUGGGUGAACCAACUGAAAAAUAUUGUGAGUCUUGCUACAGAAACAACACAUCAGAUGAAUGUGUUUCCAGAGAUCGAGUGGCAUGUCGUGGAAAUCAGUCUAAAUGUAUUUCCUAUAUAGGAACACUAAACAGAGCAGAUGGCACUACUGGGGAUUACAGUAUCAAAGGUUGUGUUUCCGAUCUGAUCUGCAUACUGAAAUUCGGUUCCCUGCCAGGAACUAUAGAGAUGCAAGAAAAGUUAUUUGCUUGUUCUGAACCUUUAACGGAAGCUAUAGACUGCAGUGGAUGUGAAUAAAAUUACAUUUUAAUGACUUUUAUGCUUGCCAAGUAGUUGCCAAAAAAUGUAGAUUCGGAAACACGAGCAGGAACUGAUCAAAAAUUAUAAAGUAAAAAAACUGCUAUUAACAUCGUAAAACGCAUCUAAAGGGAAGAGAGGAAAUUGACGUUGUCCUGCUUACUCUUUAUGUUCUAUGCACAAACACCAAUUACCUACAGUUGAUCAGAUAUCUCUUUACUAUUAUAACUACUAUUCACAUUUAGCAUUUAUUAAAAAAUGGGAAAUAAAUUCAAUUAGUUAAUUCUUUA